This is a messenger RNA of Rhopalosiphum padi (bird cherry-oat aphid), 488 nucleotides long. RefSeq names its product cuticle protein 19.8-like. The record is from RefSeq and is a predicted model, not a curated record. The transcript has a single exon. NCBI's taxonomy places the organism in Eukaryota, Metazoa, Arthropoda, Insecta, Hemiptera, Aphididae. Gene Ontology annotation, cellular component: extracellular matrix. The annotation marks the transcript as partial.
AUUAUUGUUUUUAAAUUUCAGUUAUAUAUCAUGUUUGCUGUGGUAGUGACUGGCGCAAGUCUCACAGAGUCGUUUCCUUCAUUGGACGAUUUGGCCGAACACAACAAACACCAACAUCGUUCGCAAUUGUCAAAUUCGUAUCACUUCGAGUACGUCGUACAUGAUCCCGUGACCGGUGAUAAGAAAAGCCACAACGAAGUUAGUGAUGGAAAUAGCACUUUCAAGGGAACGUACAGUCUGGUCGAACCAGACGGUUCAACCCGUGUAGUUGAGUACACGGCUGAUGACGUCCAUGGCUUCAAUGCCGAAGUCAAGACAAUUCAAUCAGAACACAAACCCUCGUCUACAGAACACAUAUUCGACUUGGCUGGGCAUAAGGUGCCCCAUAUUGAGGACUACCAUCAUGAAAAUAUAAUUUCUUCAUACUCAGAAUAAUUAUUUCAAAAUAUGUGAUGACAUAUCAUAAUAAUGUGCAGCAAAUCUGACUU